AUGUACGAAUUCGACGAGAUGUCUCAGAUCACCGAAAGUUUAUACCUUUCCGGCGUUGGCGGGCUGACCGCGGAAAAUAUCGAGAAGAACGAGAUCUCGCACAUUGUGAAUUGUACGAAGGAACUGCUCGCCCACGACAUUCCCGGUGUGACCGAGACGCGGUUCCCGCUCUUCGACCUGCCGACCGAGGACAUAAAGAAGUUCUUCCAUUCUGCGGCGGACCUCCUGAAUCAGAAGAUAAAGUCAGGCGGUAAGGUCGUCGUGCAUUGCUUCGCAGGAAAGUCGCGAAGCACUUCGAUAGUCCUCGCCUACCUCAUGAAGCAUCGGGGCAUGAGCUUGCGCGAAGCUUUCCUCUACGUUCGCGAUCGGCGUUCGAUCGCAGAACCGAAUCUCGGUUUUUUCCGGCAGUUGAUCGAGUUCGAAGGCGAAAUCCACGCUUCGCCCGAGCCCUCAGUGAAAAUGGUGAAACUAAGUGAACACGUUUCGAUUCCGGACGUUCUUGAUGAAGUCCAAGGGCUGUCGACGCUUCAUCCAAUAAUCACGAAGCGAAUCGGCUCCGACUCGACAGGAUAGAUUACGCCCCGGAAGUCGGUGAGCUCCUCGUUCGCAGUCAGAUUUCAUCAAGGUUUGCCCCGCUCGUGAGAGAGGGGUUCGUAAAGCGUCACCAAAGGACGAAUAAACCCGUAGCCGAUGCUCUAUUAA
Messenger RNA from Galendromus occidentalis (western predatory mite), 702 nucleotides. Its product is annotated as dual specificity phosphatase 28. The transcript has a single exon. The record is from RefSeq and is a predicted model, not a curated record. Gene Ontology annotation, cellular component: cytoplasm. NCBI's taxonomy places the organism in Eukaryota, Metazoa, Arthropoda, Arachnida, Mesostigmata, Phytoseiidae. Gene Ontology annotation, biological process: protein dephosphorylation. Bases 1 to 573 code for a protein of 190 amino acids.